Molecule: messenger RNA, 1535 nt
Organism: Annulohypoxylon maeteangense
Lineage: Eukaryota; Fungi; Ascomycota; Sordariomycetes; Xylariales; Hypoxylaceae
Exons: 3
Coding region: 31-1404 (457 amino acids)
Biological process (GO): protein import into nucleus
Cellular component (GO): cytoplasm
Source: RefSeq, a predicted model, not a curated record
CACAUGCGAUAAUACGUCGCCUAGGUCGCCAUGUCUGUGCCGCCGCAAUUAAUUCGCGUAAAGCGAAAAGCCACAGAGGAGGCACCGGUCUCUUUCCUUCGUGUCCAAGAAAAUAAGAGACAUCGAAGUGAAGCCUUCGUGUAUCAGCGAAAAGAAGAACAAGCCGCCUUCCUCGACAUUCCUCCCAAUCCCCACAUUCAUAAUUAUUCACGAUCAUCACGAUCAUCACGAUCUCGCAACAAGCAAUCAACAACUUCGAGUCCUUCCGAGUCCCUAACUCUUCAAGUUCCUAGUGUACCAGGAACCAUAGCUAGUGACAAGACUAUCGACGAUGACAUCAAUACUGAAUCAGCAGCCGAUGCUGCCUCCGUUAGGUCUACCGGCUCUGCUGAUCUUGUAUCUGAACCACGAAGAUUUCACAUGUCGAAAAGAGAUAUGAUUAGAGCAUCAUCAUCUCUGUCCGGUAGAUCAGACGGAGGUAUCUCUAAAAAGCGCUCUGCGCCGACAUUAUUCGUAGAGCGUAAGAUUAAGCGAAUCUCGUCUAAGCCCGUCGAAAAGUUCCAGUCAUUCGUCAACGAAGUCGAUCAGGCAAUUACGCCUACGGCCACGGUGGAAAUAGACAUGGGAAAUACUGAGCCGCGAAAGCGCAAGAAGCCUGGAAUAUCGAAAUAUCUCAAGAAGGAGGAUAAGAGAGACGAGGGGAAGAAGCCUAGCGACAGGUACAAGGCCGAUCUCCCUAAGUCCUUAACGGAACGAUGGAAUGUAGAUAUGGAUAUGAUGACUACCGAGAUGAACGCCUUCACAAUGGAGCAAAUCGGACUGAAUCUUCAGAAAGCUGAGGAGGAGAACAAACUUCGAUCUUCUGCCAAGACUCAACUCAAGUUCAAGCCGAAGCCAGUCAUGCGAUAUGCUGAAAGACAUCCCGAAGAAGCACAAGAUGCAGUCUCGGCUGACAGAAAGAUGGUGGAUUCUGAUGUCGAUGUUAGUGACAGCGGCGACAGCGACUACAUUAUCGAGACCUAUGAGCGUGUUCCUGCUAGCAAGAUAGGAGAGCACGUGCCGGCACAUAAGAUUGGCAUUCUAGUAAUUGAAGCAGAUCCCGAACUAGACUACUUUUAUGGCGAUGACGGUGAUAGCGAAGAGGAAUGGGCCGAGGACGAGGAGGACGAGAAUGCCGAGAAUUACUACACCGCAGACUAUCCUGAUGAGGAGGUUGCUUCGGAUGAUGAAUUCAACAAGAAUCCCUACUCUUUCCGAACUGGCAAUGCUUCAGAUCUCGAGGAAUAUGAUCUAGCGGAUGAGUAUGACGACGAUGAUGCAACUUUCAGUGAGAAGGGUGAAGAGGGAAGAUUCGCCACAUACAUCGGCAGGCCUAAUCGUGAAUUCGCGACGAGGAAUUUGUAAGGGUGCCAUACUGAUCCCUGAGCACAAAGUAGCGCGCGAUAAUACCGCGCGGCAAUCCUGUGGGACGUGGGCAUCGCGAAAUUUGCGCUAGCAUCUACGAAUAGGUGAUUUUAGUGGGACGUAUGUUGGUU